This is a messenger RNA of Neopelma chrysocephalum (saffron-crested tyrant-manakin), 879 nucleotides long. RefSeq names its product basic proline-rich protein-like. The record is from RefSeq and is a predicted model, not a curated record. The coding region runs from base 1 to 879 and encodes 292 amino acids. NCBI's taxonomy places the organism in Eukaryota, Metazoa, Chordata, Aves, Passeriformes, Pipridae. The transcript has 2 exons.
AUGGCAGCCAGGCCCGCGGCGUUCGUGGGGACACAGGCAGAGGGAGCUGUGCGGGAGCAACGCGGCAGCGAGACGAGCCGGGCUCCGGCUGCAGAGCAGCAGGAGGAGGAGGAGGAGGAGGAGGAGGAGGAGGAGGCGGCUGCUGGCGCUCGCCCUCCUCCUUCCUCCAUCCCUGCAUCCCUCCCUCACCAUGCAGAGCCCCCCCUGAGCCCCCAGCGCCCGGGGGACCCGCCAUCCCCAGGGUGCCCAGCAGCGCUCCCGCCACCCCGCCGGGGCCUUCAGCCUCUGCUUCCUUCCUUCCUUCCUCCUCCUCCUCCGCCUCCUCCUCCUCCUUCCCUUCCCCCCCCCCUUCCCGCCCCCCCGCAGCCACCACCCUCCCUCCCUCCUUCCCCAGGGCCUGCCUGGCAUGGAGGUGCUGGCCACGGGGAGCCGGAUGCUUCCCGCGGGCUGCAUCGCUCCUGCCCCGCAUCCCUGUGGCCGCAUCCCUCCUUCCCCGCAUCCCUGUGGCUGCAUCCCUCCUGCCCCGCAUCCCUCCGCCCUGGCACAUCCCUGAGCCGCUCGGCAGCCGCCUCCUUUGUGCAGCGGAGCGGCUGUGCGGGCUCCGUGUCCCCCCCCACCCCAACCCCGCAGCCCCCCGGCUCGGGGGUGGCCGGCGGGCGGGCGAGCGGGAGAGAUGCUGUCCUCGCCGGAGGAGCCCAGCGCGGGAGGUCGGCGGCCAGAAGCAGCGCCCGUCACCGGCCGAUGCUGACACCCCUUCCCCGCCAAUCCCCGGAUCCCACACCUCCAUCCCAGAGCCCUCCCCCGGCCAUGCCCCAGCGGAGCAUGGGGGGCUCCGGAUCGCGCCCCGCGCCGCCUGCGUCCCCCCGUGCCGGGCCGUGA